This is a messenger RNA of Chironomus riparius, 720 nucleotides long. The record is from the annotation of a GenBank genome assembly. NCBI's taxonomy places the organism in Eukaryota, Metazoa, Arthropoda, Insecta, Diptera, Chironomidae.
CGAAAUCAUGAAGGGUGUAUUCAUUGCCUUGGCACUCUUUGCCGUGUCAACUCACGCACAAACCGUUGACUGUCCAGACUGCGGACCACCAAUUGUUCCACCAAAUUGUGAACAACCAGAAUGCUGGCAUCCACAAAAUCAACAGAAUCAUGCCUUAUUCCCACAUACUGAUCCAAAUUUCUACUGGCAAUGCGCACCACAAGGUGUGCCAGCAGUUUGGGCUCCAAUGGCUAGACCAUGUGCAUGUGGAACUCAUUUCAAUCCAAAUGUUUUCCCACCAAGAUGCACUUUCUGGUUCGAAAGAAGUUGGCAACCAAUUUGUGGAUGGACGAGACCACCACCAAUGAGACCAUGCGAACCUUGGUGCCCAGAUUGUGGAGACCAAGUUACAGGAGCACCACCACCUCCAAUUACACCAACAACAACAGUGACAGUAACUCCACCAACACCAACUCCCCCUACCUGCAAUUGUCCUUGCGUUCCUUGCAUCUGGUGGCCAUGUAUCCCAUGCAACCCAUGCGCAUGCUAAUCCCUCAAAAAAAUGAAGUCACAUACAAAUUUAUGAUUUUUAGAAUAAUUAAGCAAGCUAUCAACAGGCGAUUUUUAAUAGAUUUAAGGAAGGCAAUAAUUUUAAUUUUAAAUUAUUUAAUGUUUUAUGAAAUGUCACAAAAUCCACACAGUUACAAAUAAGUUGAAAAUACAAGAAAAAGAUUAAAUUGG